AUAUAAUUGGCCAAACACGCUCGAUUGAUCUGUAUUGUAAAUAUCAUCAGCCAAUGAAAUAUUAGCUUUCGAAUGUCAAUCUAUCACUGCUAGGUAACAUUUGUUUACACGGUUUCCAUUCAUAUUUUCGAACGUUCGGGUUUUCUUGUUUUUCAUUUUUCAUUUAAAGAUUUUGCUUUAUUAUAUCCGCAUUUUAAUUUUCAAAACGCCAUGAACAAAGCCGAUUUGCCGUUUUUGCCAGGCUUCUCUUUUAUUGAUCCGACGAAAUGCAAAUUUUCGUUACCACAAACAUUGACAUACGAUAAAGGUUAUCGAAUUCCAUGUAUAAUUCAGAAACCGACUCCUAAAUUAGCAUGUGAAUUUUUAGAAGCCGAAAACUGCUUAAAAAAUGAAAAAUUUAGAGAUUUGACAUAUGGGCGAAGAGCUCAAGUACCCAAAAAAGUUUGGAUUCCUGCUUUCGUGGCUUAUGAUAAAAAGGUGUUGAGAUUCUUCGCAUAUUUUAAGCAAACUGUUCCUUUUUCUUCUGAUGAUACUUAUCGUAUACGUAGAGUGAAUAUUUAUUAUUAUCUAGAAGAUGACACAAUGCGUAUAGUUGAACCGUCUAUUAAUAAUUCUGGUUUGUUACAGGGAGUUUUACUUAGGCGACAAAGAUUUCCAAAGAAUUCAUUAGGAGAAUUUUGGAACUGGGGAGAUCUUAAUAUCGCUAUGAAUUUCACCAUUUACGGGAAUACUUAUCGCAUAUAUGAUUGUGACAAAUGGACAAAAGAAUUUCUCACGAGUGAAGGAAUAGAAGUGAACCCUUCGGAAACCCCACCAGUGGAUCCAUAUUUAGAAAGACAGAAAUUUUCUGCUUCACGUAAAUUAUAUACUACACCAUCCCCUGUAGAUUCGCUUUGGAAAUUUCUUCAUUUCGAUCGUCAAAUACUUCGAUUUUAUUGUAUUUGGGAUGACAGAGAUAAUAUGUACGGAGAUAUCCAUUAUUGUAUUUUAAAUUAUUAUCUAGCAGAUGAUUCUAUUGAAAUUUUGGAAGUUCAUGAAGUAAAUAAUGGUCGAGAUCCUAAUCCAGUUCUAGUAAAACGACAUAGAAUACCAAAAGAUAGAUCUGCCGUAUCAGAUGAUUUUCCAUCAAUUAAUUUAGAUCUAACAGAAGCAGAACUAGAUAAAUUUUAUUCUCAUAAAGAUCUGGGAAUCGGCAAAACAUUGCUUAUAUAUAACAGAAAAUUAUUUUUAUAUGAUUGUGAUUCUUUCACUCAGGAAUUCUACAGAAAAUAUUACGGUGUUGAAGAUUUUACGCCCAUUGAUGUUAGACCGAAACCUCCGAAAGUUUUCGUUCCCGAACUCCCUCCUCAUACAGACGGUUUUGGCACAUGGGAAGAUUCUCUUCAAUCUUAUUAUAAUAUCACUUUAAGACCAAAAAUUUAUACAGAUUUAGCAAAAUUUCUUUUGAAUCAUCCGAAAUACUUGAGAUACACUGCCAUAAUGGAUCCUAAAUAUCCGCACGAUAAAGAUAGAAAAUUUAUUAUCUACUAUUAUCUUUCUGAUGAUACUGUAAUGAUAUUCGAACCACCAAUUACCAAUUCUGGUUUUAUUGGUGGUACAUUUCUCUCUCGACAAAAACUUUUAAAAAGUGGCGGAAUCUAUGAAGAGCCCGUUUAUUAUAGUUUAAAAGAUUUCUUUCUCGGAGCAGUUAUCGAAGCUGCUGGACAAAAAUUUAUCAUUGAAGAUGCGGAUCAAUAUGUAUUGAAUUACAUGGAAUUACAUCCAAAUCUUUUUACAGCAACUAAAUAUAUCUUUCAGAAUCUUCUAUCGCUAGUAUGCGCGCAAAAUUUAAAAGUGAUGGACUAGAACUUGAUCAAAAUCUUGGACCUAAAAAAGAAACUAUUCUUUAUCCAACUUCGGAAAAUCCUGUUUCGUUUACGAAAACAUAAAUUUUUAUUUGAAAAAUUAAUGAUUUUUAAAUAAAAAAUUUCAAAAAUAAACCUAAUUUUAACUAGAUCUA
Centruroides sculpturatus (bark scorpion) is the source of this 1999-nucleotide messenger RNA. RefSeq names its product EF-hand domain-containing protein 1-like. Lineage: Eukaryota; Metazoa; Arthropoda; Arachnida; Scorpiones; Buthidae. Gene Ontology annotation, biological process: mitotic cytokinesis; mitotic spindle organization; cilium-dependent cell motility. Gene Ontology annotation, cellular component: axoneme; mitotic spindle. The transcript has 11 exons. The record is from RefSeq and is a predicted model, not a curated record. Gene Ontology annotation, molecular function: alpha-tubulin binding. The coding region runs from base 211 to 1845 and encodes 544 amino acids.